AAGUCUAUCCAACAGGACUGCCAACUAUUUACCAGCUAAUUUGAAUUUAACAAUUUGCUAUCACUUGACGUAUCUAAUAAUUAUUUUUUUUUGGUUAUCAUUAACUUGCUGAUAAGCAAAUGGAGUAAACGUAACAUUAAUUAAAAAUAUUUUUUAAAGUUUUAAUACAUUGUGGUUUAAAGGUUAAUCGGCUUUAAAACUGUGCUAGAAUAAUGCAAUUUAUAAGAAAUUAUAUUCAUAAAUCUUCGGCAAGUGCCGCAAUAUGUCGGACAAUUAGUACAACUGUACCUGAAAUUCGCAUUUACGAAGUGGGUCCAAGAGAUGGGCUGCAGAAUGAAUCAAAGUUUGUACCAACAGAAAUAAAAACUGAGCUUAUACAUAAACUAGCUAAUGCUGGCAUAAAAAAUAUUGAAUCUGCAAGUUUUGUUAGCCCCAAAUGGGUCAAACAAAUGAGUGAUGGUAGUGAAGUUAUGAAGAGUAUAAAGAGAGUUCAAGGCGUUAACUAUCCAGUACUAAUACCAAACCUAAAGGGAUAUGAAACAGCUAAAGGUUGCAAUAUUGAAGAAAUAGCAAUUUUUCCUGCUGGUUCAGAGGGAUUCUCCCAAAAGAACCUCAAUUGCUCUGUGGAGGAAGGUCUCAAGAGAUUCAAGUUGGUGGCAGAUCAGGCUGUAAAAGAUGGGAUUAGAGUUAGAGGCUAUGUGUCCUGUAUUCUAGGAUGCCCUUAUGAUGGUCCCAUCAGUCCAAAAGCAAUUGCCAAGAUAACAGAAGAACUCUUCGCCAUGGGUUGCUACGAGGUGUCAUUGGGUGACACGAUCGGCGUUGGCACGGCAGGCUCUGUGCGCAAGCUAAUGCGCGAGGUGUUGUCAGUAACGACCCCUGACAACAUCGCACUUCACUUCCACGAUACAUACGGACAGGGAUUGUCGAAUUUAUUAGCAGGUUUAGAGUUUGGGAUCAGGACUGUAGAUUCGUCUAUAUCUGGGCUAGGCGGCUGCCCGUACGCACGCGGCGCGAGCGGCAACCUUGCGACAGAGGACCUUGUAUACUUCCUAUACGGGCUAGGCGUCAACACUAACGUAGAUCUAGUAAAGCUCAUUGAAGCUGGUCGAUACAUAUCCAACUUCCUGGCAAAACCCACAGAGUCCAGAGUAAACAGAGCUAUCGGAGACAAGAUAAAGAACUGUGAAGAUAUCGUUAAAAUGGCCGCGUGCACACUUUGAUACAAAGGACAAAGACUUUCGUUUUGUACACAGCAAUAACUUUAAAUGUAAAUAACCAAUGUAUUUAUAUGAAUCGUGCAAUAAACAAUGUUUAUAUUUUGUA
Molecule: messenger RNA, 1323 nt
Organism: Pararge aegeria (speckled wood butterfly)
Lineage: Eukaryota; Metazoa; Arthropoda; Insecta; Lepidoptera; Nymphalidae
Gene: Hmgc
Product: hydroxymethylglutaryl-CoA lyase, mitochondrial
Exons: 6
Coding region: 213-1220 (335 amino acids)
Biological process (GO): ketone body biosynthetic process; L-leucine catabolic process
Molecular function (GO): hydroxymethylglutaryl-CoA lyase activity
Source: RefSeq, a predicted model, not a curated record